Messenger RNA from Leptopilina boulardi, 5764 nucleotides. It is a transcript of the gene PAN2, whose product is annotated as PAN2-PAN3 deadenylation complex catalytic subunit PAN2. The coding region runs from base 266 to 4126 and encodes 1286 amino acids. Gene Ontology annotation, cellular component: P-body; PAN complex. The record is from RefSeq and is a predicted model, not a curated record. The transcript has 19 exons. Gene Ontology annotation, biological process: nuclear-transcribed mRNA poly(A) tail shortening; mRNA processing. Lineage: Eukaryota; Metazoa; Arthropoda; Insecta; Hymenoptera; Figitidae. Gene Ontology annotation, molecular function: protein binding; poly(A)-specific ribonuclease activity; nucleic acid binding.
UUUCUAUUAUUGAAACGCCGAUAUAAAUUUGAUUCAUAUGUUUAAAUCAUCAAAAAAAAAAAAAAAAUUUGUCAUUAAAAAUUAUUUAAGUGGCGUCGUAAUUAUUUUUUAUUAAUUAGUGUUAAUAAGUCUACAAGCUCUGCCAGUGAUAGUGGCUCAAUAACUAAAAUUAAUUUUUUUUCUUUGUUUAUUAAACACACCAUUGUUUAAAAAGGACUGAUGGCAACGGUCAAUUGAUGACAAAUAAAAUAAAAACAAAAAUAAAAUGGACUUUUCAGUCUUAGGUCACUAUGAUCCAUCAUUAGACGCAACUGCCGCUGUUGUUGAACAAGAUUUAUUGUGGCAGGAUCAAAAUUAUGAAUUACCUGGAAAUGGAUUUGUGCCUACAUCAGAGCAAUUUGGUGAAGAAUUUUCAGGAGCCGAAUAUCAGGAGACACGAACAUUUUUGGCUGAUGGAGGAGAUAGAUUUGGAGUGUCUACUAUUUCUUUUGAUUCAGUGGAAGAACUUUUAUGGAUGGGGAAUCAAGGGGGUCACGUAACAUCAUAUUAUGGGUCUAAUUUACAAAAAUAUACCUCAUUUCAAGUGCAUGCAACACAAGAAAUUCGUCAAAUUCAUCCUGUUGAUGAGGGAAUUUUAGCAUUAACACAAAGUAUGUUGCGUUGUCAGCUGCGACGUGGUAUUCCAAUAUUUACUCAUACAUCGACAAAUAUGAUUGAUAUGCAGUGUAUAUUACAAAUUUCUCCCACAAGAUUAUUAAUGGGUGGUCAUCAGGAUAAACUUAUUGAUUUUAAUCUCACUAGAGGAAAAGAAACUGGAUUAGUCAAUGUAGGUGAGAGUGGUUGUGCAAUAUUGAGACAGCAUAACAGACUUAUAUGCGCUGGUAAUCCUGCAGGCAGGAUUGAUCUCAGGGAUCCUAAUACUUUGUCGAUAGAACAUACACUUGAUACUCAUAGUGGUUCUUUAAGUGAUUUUGAUGUACAAGGAAAUUAUCUUGUUACUUGUGGAUUCAGUAAUAGCCUUCAAGGAAUGUCUGUUGAUCGUUUUUUGAUGGCAUAUGAUUUGAGACAAAUGAGAGCAUUGAGUCCUGUUCAAACUAUGGUUUUUCCAUUUUUACUCAAAUUUUUACCGAGCUAUUCCAGUCGUAUUGCUGUUGUGUCACCACUUGGACAAAUGCAAUUGCUUGACACUAUUUAUGCGAAUGUGCAACCAUCAGUGACUUGUUUAUAUCAGGUUGCCACUGGAGGGGCAAUGAUAUUAUCUUUCGAUGUUUCUCCCACAUCGCAAUGUCUUUCAUUCGGCGAUUCUGUGGGUUCAAUUCAUCUUAUGUCGACAAAUAAUCCAGAGCCUCAAUUUAACACAUUCUCAAGACCUACUGAAUUUGCUGAUCCAGUUGAAACACUACAGCCUUUUUCAUUUGACGAUAAUGAAACACCAUUAAGUUCUAUUCCAAUGAUGUACACUGGUCAAACACUUUUUAGCGAUUGGCCUGAGGAAUUUAUUAAACAAGUAUACAGAAAAUCACCGCAGAUUGAUCAAGAAAUUUUGAAAACAAUGAAAAUGCAAGGACCCAUUGGUUAUGCGCCGAAUCCUCAAUCAUUUCGGAGAAAUCAAAUUCCAUAUAAUUUGGAAAAGCGGCGAGGUAUAGUCACAAAAUUAUUUGGCAAUGAUUCACGAGCUAAAAUGGAUGAUGGAACAUUUGUGGCUAUACCAAAACGAUAUCGUAAAACAGAAGUAAAAUAUUCAUUAAAAUAUUAUUACGAUGAAUUUGAUUUUGAACAAUAUAAUCGAUCGAAUUUUUGUGGAUUGGAAUCAACACUUCCAAAUAGUUAUUGUAAUUCAAUGCUUCAAAUGCUUUAUUAUUGUGAACCAGUGAGAAUAUCGUUGCUUUCGCAUUUAUGUCAGAGAGAAUUUUGUCUUUCUUGUGAAAUGGGUUUUCUCUUUCAUAUGUUGGAUACUUCAAAAGGAAUUCCUUGUCAAGCGGCAAAUUUUUUACGAGCUUUUAGAACUGUUCCAGAAGCUUCAGCAUUGGGUUUAAUAUUAAAUGAUCUUCAUCCUGAAGCUAAGAGAAAAGUCAGCUUAAUAAGAUUAAUUCAGAGUUGGAAUAGAUUUAUUUUACAUCAAAUGCAUUAUGAAUUGUUGGAAACAAAAAAACGACAACAGGAAAAAGAAGAGGAAACAAUGCGUUUAAAAAUGGAACCAAAACAUAAUGCAUUUGUUUAUAAUGAACAUGAUUUUCCGAGUAUUUUACAAGAUCUUGGUUCACGAUAUAUAAACAAUGAGGAAGAUAGAAGAAGAAGACGAAAACAAGAUGAGGAUGGUAAAUAUAUGUGGAUCACAUCGAAAGAUGAUAGUGGCAAGAAAUCAUCAGAUGAAAAUGAAAUCCGUGAAGAGGAAUCAGAAAUAAGUCGUGUUUUUGGUUCGGAACAAAUUCAUAUACAUCGUUGUUUAAAAUGUGGACAAGAAGCUUCAAAACAUUCCAUUAUGUUGCUGUGUAAUUUAACAUAUCCUGAGACAGCAAAUCCUACGGAAGAAGUACCAUUUUCAAAAGUUUUGGCUCGGAGUUUAAAACCUGAAAAAGUCACUCCGGCCUGGUGUGAUAAAUGUCAGAAAUUUAAUCCCACUUUACAAUUACGGCAUUUAACAAAAUUACCGCAAGUAUUAGCGUUAAAUUGCGGCUUGGAUACACAGCAGGAUAAAAAAUUUUGGCAAAAUCAAAUGGACAUUGUUGUUAAAAAAGUAUUGAAUGGUGUUGAAGGUAGCAGUCCAAUUUCAAGUCCAAUUCCAUCAAUUGCCAAACCAUGUCGUUAUGGAAUAAAUUGUUCUCGUACAGGUUGCCGAUUUAGGCAUGUCGGUCGACCUCCUGAAACAUCAUCACCAUCAUCAUCUUCUGCUUCUGUAUCAAGCCAUCUUUAUUGCACACAUUCCUGGAUACCUCAAAAUUUAGAGAUAACGUUAGAUGAAAAACGAAAUUUACACGUUACAAAGCUAGACAAUAGAUUAAAUAGUGAUUUAGAAGAUAAGUCAAAAAUAUCAAAAGAUGAUAAAAGUCAUAUGACAAUUCAGUUAGCAAUGGGUGAAACAAACGAUAAAGAAAACUCCGAUUCUCCAAAAGUUCAAAAAGUUAAUUACGAAUUAAGUGCAGUAAUUUGUUAUAUUAAUGAUAAAAAUAAUGAAGAUCGACGUAAUCUUGUUGCAUUAAUUCGUGUCGGAGAAAAUUAUCACGAAAGAUCAAAUGGAAAUUCUUCAUUUCAAUGGUACAUUUUUAAUGAUUUUUGUAUAUCAGCAGUUUCACCACAAGAAGCUGUGUGGUUUAAUCUCGAUUGGAAAGUUCCGUGCGUUCUUCAAUAUACAGCCAAAUCAUCCACUGAAUCUGCUCCUUUUAUAAGUCCACAAUGGACAUUUGAUGUUUUUGGUGAAGAUAAGUGCAUUGCCCGAAGUGGUGGAACAAGAGGAAUAACAUUUACUCCUCUUUCUGCCGAUGAAACACCCAAAAAAGGUGAUUUAGUGGGAAUUGACGCAGAAUUCGUUACUUUAAAUCAAGAAGAAGCUGAACUACGUAGUGAUGGUAAAAUUUCUCAAAUAAAACCAAGUCACAUGUCAGUGGCUCGAGUAACAUGCAUUCGAGGACAAGGUCCACUUGAAGGAACUCCAUUUAUUGAUGAUUAUAUAAGUACACAAGAACAAGUAGUUGAUUAUUUAACCAAAUUCAGUGGAAUUCAACCUGGCGAUUUAGAUGCAAAUUUUAGCAGUAAACAUCUCACUACGUUGAAGUCAACUUAUCAAAAGUUGCGAUUUCUUGUUGAUAAUGGCAUUAUAUUUGUUGGACAUGGACUUAAAAAUGAUUUUCGAGUUAUCAAUUUGGUAGUUCCACCUGAACAAGUUAUAGAUACUGUUUUAUUGUUUCAUUUACCACAUCAUAGAAUGGUAUCUCUUCGAUUUUUGACAUGGCAUUUUUUAGGUAAAAAAAUACAAUCGGAAACACAUGAUUCAGUAGAAGAUGCUCGAGCUGCACUUGAACUUUAUCAAAAAUAUAAACAAAUUGAAAUUCAAGGGAAUUUAUCGGAAUCUCUUAAAGAACUUUAUAGUGUUGGUACACAAUUGCAGUGGAAAGUUCCAGAUAGUUGAUGUCGAAAAAGAGUUACUGAAAAAAAUUCAGUAACAGUCGAUGAUUGUCGAUUACAAGAAAACUCCGUCUUAUUGUUAAAUAUUUAACAAAACAAACAAACAAAAAAAAAUGUAAGAGACAUUUCUUACUGGCCCAUGAAUUUUUUCAUAUUCUAAGAAUAUUCUAACAGUCUCAGACACAAUUUCUGUUCAAGUACAGAUUUUUAUUAUUCAAUGUGUCUAAUUCUUUUAGAUUUUCUUGGCAAAAUGUGUGCUGUGUAUGUGUUAAGUAUCAUUGUUUUUUAAUAUUAUUAUUAUUUUUUUUUUAAUAUAAGUUCAGAUAAAAUAGAAUUGAACGAUAGUGAUAAUGUUUUGUCAAAUGGGGUAAUUCUUUACGGGUAAUUCUGUCGACCUUAGUUUUAAAGAAUUUUUUUAAUUUGUUUAUCUUUUUUCUAUUAUUGUGAAAUCGCUAAUGAUAAUUUCUUAUAAAGGAAAAUUAAUAUCUUUAUUAAAGAAAUUAUUCAAAUCAGAAUCAGUAUAGUACAUUGUGAAUCGUUAAAAAGUAUAUCUUUUUAAUGAUUAUGAACUGAUGUAAUUUGUAUGAUAGGAAAUGAAUUUUACAGUAAUUUUUUUGUAUAUAUACAUUUUUUUCACUUUAACUUGAUCUAAUUGUAAUUUCUUGUUUUAAAUGAAAUUACUUAUUUAUAUUUACUUUAUAUCUAGAACUUAAAUGAAAAAAAAAUAACUACGAUUAAAAAUUAAAACAUUAAUUAAAGAAUUAACUGGUAAUUAAUUAUUUAAUCGGUGCUGAACACCUUAAGAUUUUUUUUUUAUUAUUUUUAUAAUGUAUUUACAGUUUAUAUACUACUUUUCUAUUGAAAUGAAGAUACACUUAAUACUUAAUUAAAUAUUACUUUUACUAUUUAUAUUCUUAAUUAAUGUUUGUUACGUAAUUAUUUAUAUAUGUAAUUUAAAUUGUAAAAAAAUAUUUUCAUGUGAUUAUACACAACAGAAAAGUCAUUAAAUUUUUAAUAUUUUUCUAGAGUCAAGAAUAUAAUUUAAAAAUAUUUAUUCUUUUUCACUGAGUAUAAAACAUUGAUUUUGUGAUAUAUUUUUUGUUUUUUUAACUUAAUUUUUGUCUUAAUAUUUCUUUUCUUUUUAUAAACGAAGAAUUAUAUAUAUAUAAUGUAUACUGAAAAUUCAGACGUGUUAACAAAAUAGAUAUAUAUACGUUGUCUAUAUUGUGGUAAAUGUAAAUUUAUUUUUUAUAAGAAUUUUUCAUGGAACUGAAAUUAUUGUUCGUUCAACAGAGACAUUUACAAAAUUUUUAAAAUUCUUUUAUUUUGAAGAAAACUAAGUAAAAAAAAAAAUAUAUAUAUUUUGAUACAUUAAAAAUACACCAAAUCAUUCUAUUACUUUUUAUUUUUCUUCAUACAUAAUGUUUUGAAAAAUUUUGAAAAUGAUUAUUCAUCAAAUUAGACUAUGUAAUCUAUAUAUUUUUUUAAUAGGUCAACAAAAUGAAUUAUUCUUAUGUAUCUUCGUCAAUGUAAAAUACAAAUAUUGUAAGGUCGACAAACAUUUUUGUAUUUUAUCGAAUUUUAUCAUUGCGAUUUCGCUUUUAAUAAACGAUUAAUGAAGAAAAAUUAGAAUUUAUUAUUU